AUAUCUUACCGGUAUAAUGAAUGGAGCGACGCGCGCGUUUAUUAAGACUUAAAUAAAUAAAUUUGACCCACUGCUCGUUUUAAUAGUUGGUCUUUGAGGAAAAAGUCGGCCACAAACGUUUGGCGAUUUGAUAUUUGUUUGUGUCUGAAAUACAUUGUGUCUUGAAGAUUUUCCGACAUUUCGGUUCCGUGAUCGUACUAAACAAGCCAUGAUGUGUUUCGUAUCACCGCUACCGAUAGUUGUUGCUGGGAUGGUGUUUAUUGUCAGGGAAACCACACCAUUUCCGGUAGAGCAGAUCGAUCGGAACCCUUAUUAUGAUCCGCUGGAAAAUCAAUACGUCGAAAUGCCUAGAAAUACCAUGCUGGUAGAGGGCGACGUGAAAAUUUCCCUCGUGGACAUGCUUCAAGAUAUGAGGCCUUUCCACUCUUCCGAGCCAACGAACUCACGGUAUCGCAACUCCGUGUCAGCACCAGACUUGCUCUGGAACUACGGCCUCGUGCCUUACGCACUGGACCCGGCUCUAAACGAAACGGAAGUGAAGACAAUCCUCGGCGCAAUGUCCUACAUCACUAACGUUACGGGCGAGUGCGUUAAGUUCAAUCCGAGGGCGCCGAACGACAAUGACUUUGUAUUCAUUACCUCCAGCACCUCUGGAUGCUACAGUGAAGUCGGUCGCCAAGGGCGAGGGAACCAGACAGUUUCAGUAUCACGUGCGUCCGACUGUGUCACGCUUGGGAUCGUCAUGCACGAGCUGCUGCACGUUCUGGGGUUCUGGCACGAGCAUACGCGACCCGACAGAGAUCAAUAUAUCAAACUCCUGCAUCAAAACAUCAGAUUUGAUCACAAAACAGACUUUUCCAUUAACACGAACUCAAAGAAUCAGGUGAAUGUCUACGAUUACUACUCGAUACUUCACUACAAGACAAAUCAGUUCUCAUACGCGGAUAAUCUAAAAACAAUCCAAAUACUAGAUCGCACUGUCGAUGAACGCAUAGUUGGGCAACGUUUCAAUCUGAGUUCUUUAGACAUUUUGAGAAUCAAGCGUUUGUACGUCUGCGAAGAAUUAACCCUUACGCAAAUGCAACCCAAACCAGAAAUACCACAAAGAGACAUCGAGUAUAACGAAAUAUCCCCAAAUACAACACCGUCCGCAUUAAGAAGACAGUUGGUUGAGGAAACGCAAUCAGCUUUGACUAGACGCGUCCUUUCUACGACAUUGCUCGCGCGAACGGGAACCAAAACAACAAUCAAACAAGCCGCUUUUUCGGGAACAGAGUUGCCAAAUGAACUACUUCCCUCCACUAGAACACUGCCAUCACAAUUAAAUAUUGACGACGAAGAAGAUGUUCACUAUUAAUUUGAAAUCAUAGUUGACGUUUUCGUUCGCAUUUUUGUUUCUAUAUGAUUGCAAUGCAAAUACGUAUGUUUUGUUUAUAUUUAAUGCUUAUAUGUUGAUACUCGCGUAUACAAAAAGUUACCAUGUGUUAGUUAAAAAGCAUGGCCAUUAAAACAUAAUUAGUGGGUGGGAAGUGGGUACAAUCUCAGACGAUAAUGGGUAUUGGGUAGUGAACAAACUUUGCAGAAAAGGAGCGUGGAAUUUAUUUGAAAAUACGUAAUACCAUGGUUUUGACUGAAAACAUUUAUCUAUGAGUAAUUUGAACUAAGAAUACAUGUAUACACAUUUCUUAAAAUACCAAUUGGACUUCGGUUUACCCGACCAAAGGUACGGACACAAAGGGGAGGUUUGAGCUGAAGGAGCAAGUUCAACUACCGUCUAGAUCUUUCCCUUCAGGCGAACAUGUUUUUGUUUUUAAAUAUAAUGCACUUUUUCCAUUUUAUAUUAAAUUUGCUUAUGCC
Messenger RNA from Dreissena polymorpha, 1857 nucleotides. Its product is annotated as astacin-like. The transcript has 8 exons. Gene Ontology annotation, biological process: proteolysis. NCBI's taxonomy places the organism in Eukaryota, Metazoa, Mollusca, Bivalvia, Myida, Dreissenidae. Gene Ontology annotation, molecular function: metalloendopeptidase activity; zinc ion binding. The record is from RefSeq and is a predicted model, not a curated record. Bases 209 to 1357 code for a protein of 382 amino acids.